CAGGUGGCUUUGGUGGUGGAUUUAAUGGUGGUGGAGACGGCGGGAAGAAGGGAAGGAAGAUAACCGGAGAUACCGCCGCUAACAAACCUCCUGCUGCUAAAAAACCUCGUACCUGCGGCAUCUGCCACAUGCCUGGUCACACCCGGGUCACAUGUCCCCAGCGGUGACAGCAGCUCGACUGAGAUCAGUUGGAGGAGAGUGAUUCUGACACAGAAGCUGUCUUUAAUGAAUAAAUGUGUAUUUUAAAGAAAACCUAAGUGGUGUAAUUAAUAGUAUGUCUUAAUGUGUUGUUUUUUGGUUUUCAUCCUUUUCACCAUCACUAAGUGUCUCCAACAGGAGACAGUUGUUUUGCAUUUGUUGAUUCAUCAAGGUGGUUGCUGUUGGAAGAAACAGCAAAAUAUGCUUUUUACAUUCUAAAUGCAAAAGGAGUUGCUUCUCUUCUGUAGUCUGAGCAAAUUUCAGUACCAAAUAUUUCUCUUUUAAUAUUGAUGGAUGCUAAUAAAUAUACUGUAACCGUUCAUGGUUAUUUAUGUUUUUACAGUCAUGACAGAGGUAGUUUUGGUUUUGGUUUUGAGUAUUUUGUAUUUUAGUCUUUGUACCACUGGUUUUGGUUUUUGUUUUGUGUUGAGUCUUCAGCUUUGGAAAGAACCCAAACUCAAAAUAUCUUUCUUGCGUCUGUUCAUUAUAAACAUAAAGAGAAAAUAUAAAAACUUUAUUCUUAAUGCAUUCUGCUAAACAUAUUCACAUUUAGUGACAGUUAUGCCACAUUACAUCACUGGUUAUUGAGUGUAGUUUGUGCAAAAUGGAGCAAAACGUGCAUAUAUCAUAUUUCCUGUCCUGACCAGUGGUGGGAAAAGUACUAAGAUCCUUUACUGAAGUAAAAGUAGCAAUAUCACAAUGUAGAAAUAGGCUACUGUAAAAGUCCUGCAUUCAGAAGUGUACUCAAGAAUAGUACAUACGCAUUAGUCAAAUUAAAAGUAAAAGUAAAAAAUGACCCCUUAUAUGAUAUUGGAUGAUUAUUAUUACUGACACUGACUCAUGUUAAGUGGCGUUUUACUGCAGUAGUUGGUCAAUUUGCUGCUAAUUUCACCUCCUGAAGGCUGGUUUAUAACACAUUUUUUAUGAUAAUCAAAUGUUUGAAUUGUAAAAUUGUAAUCUGCAAAGUAGCCAGUAGCACAGCUGUCAAAUAAAUGAAUAAAAAGUACAAUACCUCUGAAA
Messenger RNA from Micropterus salmoides (largemouth bass), 1218 nucleotides. RefSeq names its product DNA topoisomerase 3-alpha-like. Gene Ontology annotation, molecular function: zinc ion binding. The record is from RefSeq and is a predicted model, not a curated record. Lineage: Eukaryota; Metazoa; Chordata; Actinopteri; Centrarchiformes; Centrarchidae.